CUUGCACUUUCGCUAUCGUCGACUGCCUAACUUAUGCUAAUCGCCGACUUUAUCAACAACUGUCCCUAUUCAAGGCAGCCGAAAUCGCCAUGUUCAGCGAAGAGACCAGUAAUGAGUCGCUUGACGGGCUUAAAUAUGCCGACAUGAAAGUUGCAGUCAUGGAUAUCGGUCUGGACACAAUUGAGGGAAAUCCUUCGGCCAGCCGAUGCAACAUUAGUAGCCUUAAGGAUGCACUUUUCAAAACCGAGAUGAAAGCGGACUACGCCUGUAGAUGGAUGUAGGGUCCCAUUGAAGACAUACCCACUGCGACUCGUUACAUAUUACUGAUCCGUAUCUCGGACACCAGUCACUAUGCCUGCGAUUAUCUUGAGUUCCAGAAGUUCAUGGAAAUUACACAUGAUCUAUUACUACAUUACCCCGAGACCGAGCGUAACAAGAUCUCAGCUGGAUUGCGCAGAUUUCAACGGCGACACGAGAUCAAAGGCUUCCAUGGGCCGAGUUUUGAUCCAAGGUUUGUAUCUCUCUAUUCCAGCGACCAACACGAGGCUGGACUCGGUUUUCUAGCUGAGCCCGAAGAGGAAUUACCAGCAUCCGAUCUUCCCGCCUUCGUAUCAAUGCCCACCGUACACUUUGGGAGGCCAGCCCGCAUGCCAAAUGCUCAUCAAAAUGCCCACCGUCCAAAAUCACUUUUACAAUACCACUACAGGUUCGGUCAUGACCAGCUAGGAUCUGAUCGCCAGGGAUCGUCUGAUUCCAUGGCCCCUGUCAGUCAGAGUUCCGUCAUCAUUAGAGAGAUGUGGUGCCUGGCCCUGAACAGGAAGAACCUUCUGACUGUCUCUUUCCUCAGGCCGAGCAACAUUUGGCCACUUGCAAAAGAAGAGCGAGGUCAAUUCACCGGCAAUCAAUGGCCCCCAUCACUGGGAUUUGCAAUUGCUCACUGCUUCCGGGGCGACGCCAGUACCGACAUCAAUGCUGCUCAGGUGAACCUAUACUCCAAAGUCUCGUGGAGACGUUUAGCCUUUGGCUUCUUGACCGUUAUGAGCAAUUUGUCAGCAGCAUUCAUCCCAGGGGGGUGGAUAUUUUCCAGAGCAUUUGGAUAUUUUGAGAAUAAGGUAUUGGGAUGUACAUCCCUUGAGAUGGCCAGGCUUGUCUCGGCUGAGACCUUUCUCAACAAGUUACGAAGUAACCGCAAGCAAAGAGGAAAGAAUCCGUUUUCGAAUUCAGUUAUCCUCAAACUUAUAACAUUGUGUUGCCUUGGAUCGUAUCGCUUUAUUGGGCCCCAUGACCUUCAACUUUGCGACCUAAAGGAGCGUACGAAACGUUGGAUGGAGAUCGAGUCAGAGGCGCGGGCACAGGAGAAUCCUCCUGAAGACAUCCUCGAUUCUUUGAGGGAGCUCUGGGCGAUAGUCGUUGUAUUUCGGAUGAAUGUUCUUCAACUGGGGCGUCGGAAUUUAUGCCAACUGGACCACGAGAGUCUUUGGACAAAGAUAUUCAUGCUCAUCUGGAACCGCGGCAUGAAGAAGCAAGAGGCGAACACGGUUAAGCUCCGAUACCAGCCUCGGAAAUUUUCGUCAUUAGGGGGAACUCUUGAUGCCCUGGAAGAGAGGCUUAUCAGGGCUCAGAACGUCCUUGACGGGCAACUACGCCUAGCAAAUCAAGGCGAUCAAGGACACAGAGAACGCGAGAAUGGGGAGUUUUUGCGGAGCAUCCGUGCCUUUGGGAGCAGCCCGUCUUUGGCUUGUCUGCAUCGGAUAUGCACUAUCUCUUCACCAACUCGAUUUUCGAUAAGUUCGCAGGACAUCAGCGAGAUGUACGCGAACAAAAUCUCCGGGUUGGAACGGAUUAUGCGUGAUUCCGCCACGCAGCCUCUUGUCUAUCAGAUUUCUGCGGUGGCAGAUGAGUUACUAAUUCUGAAGGACAUACUACGAAGCCAGAUAAAUGUCGUAUCUUCGGUUGCAGAGCGCGUUGUGCAGCAACUGGGGAAGCCGUCCUUAUUCGAGUGCGAUAGAGAACGUGCGGCCGACGCGGGAGAUCCCCCAUCAACACCAGCUACAAACAAAUCGCCAGAUGUUACCGACGAGAGGAAAGCACAGAUACUUGAGGCUCUUAAAGGUGUUGUCAGACGUCGACAUGAACAGCUGACCAACAGCAUUGAGAGAUUAGAGGGAACUUCAGCGCGUCUCCAGGCCCAGGUAUGAGCGUCCUUACCCUUAACAUAGAAGACGCCUGUAUGUCAAGUGACACUACAGUCAUCAAGUUGAAACGUCAUUGACUGGAAACAGGCGGUCCUGUUCAU
Molecule: messenger RNA, 2296 nt
Organism: Ilyonectria robusta
Lineage: Eukaryota; Fungi; Ascomycota; Sordariomycetes; Hypocreales; Nectriaceae
Exons: 5
Coding region: 384-2198 (604 amino acids)
Source: RefSeq, a predicted model, not a curated record